Phanerochaete carnosa HHB-10118-sp is the source of this 1740-nucleotide messenger RNA. RefSeq lists its product as uncharacterized. The transcript is spliced from 4 exons. Gene Ontology annotation, molecular function: protein binding. NCBI's taxonomy places the organism in Eukaryota, Fungi, Basidiomycota, Agaricomycetes, Polyporales, Phanerochaetaceae. Bases 35 to 1624 code for a protein of 529 amino acids. The record is from RefSeq and is a predicted model, not a curated record.
AGCACACCGGACAGCAGGUUCUAUGUCGAGGCCAAUGCCUCAUCCUGCUGCUCCUGACCUCCUCAUGCGCCUCAUGCACGGACCAAAGACAAUACUUUCGCUACCAGACGAUAUCAUGCUGGAAAUUAUCACUUUUAUUCGAGUGAAAGACAUACUUGCUCUGCGACAGACAUGCAAGAAGUUAUGCAGACUAACCAAGUCACGUUGGGUCUGGACAAACGCCGUCAAGCGACAUGCACUGGGGAAAGGACUUCCGAUACCCGCAUCGAAUCCAGGGUUGAAGUCCCUUUCAGCAGCGCACCUUGAGGCACGCGUCGUACACGCUGCAAAGCUGCAUGACAACUGGUACUCGAAGAAUCCAACGCCAAGGCGAGCUAUCGAAUUCCAGGCAAGAUGUAUGCUGGAUGAGGUGGCUGACACCCCUGCUUCCCCCGUCUCCCAAGUGUUGUUCAUGCCGGCUCGGAGCGGAGAGUUCUUACUCGUCCUCGCAGGAAAGAGGCUGAGUUGCUGGGAAGUUCCUCUCGAUGGUUCCGGGGCGUAUGAGAUCGUGUGCGUACAUGAGGACGGAGUCAACAUCGAACAAGUCAUCGUAAACCAGGAGUCCGACAAUGGAUGCGGGGAGUUCGCAUUCUGGGCUCAGCGUCCCGGCAAUGACGCGCAUGCGAAGCUUUACGUCGCAUCCCUGGAUACUUUCCACGGGCGCAUACAAGUGAAAAUGAGCUGCCUUGCUCUCCAGCCUAUCGCGGCGCCAUUACAUCUAAUGCACGGCGACUUCAUCGUCACAGGUAGCCACCCAGUCCUGUGGUACCUCGCGUCCGAUACCAAGAAAGUAAAUUAUGCUAGGCUUGUCGGAGGAGUGGUGAUGGAGGGGUCCAAUGCAGUGCUCGCCGUCAAGAUCAUUGGGAAAUAUGUGCUGAUAGCAAGGCAGCAGGAGUUUCAGUUGUUUGCCAUACCCAGACACUCCCCAGAACUUGGCAUGGAGAAAACUGUCGAGCUUAUCGCGACCUUUCACUGGGACAGCCCUGCUCGCGAGGUCGUUAUUAUCGCCCGAGACAAUCUCGCACGGAAUGCUCCUUCUACCCCUUCGAAAUCUUGGGCCACGGGGACUGUCACGAUUCUGCUCCGCGAAGCAAAUGAGGGCUUCAACACGCUGAAGCAAUACGAUCUCUUACCGAACAUAGACCGUCGUCCCAGCCCGGGGCCGAAAACAGUCCUUCCCUUCGUCCUCCCCUCGGGGUGUACGCGUGCUAUACCCGUCGCCCCAUCUUGCUGCGGCCUCUCCGUCUGGCCGAGUGGCAGAGGCUUCUGGGUGCAGACCGACAACGUUGAGGCGAACCACACGAAGUAUCCAGCGCGGUGCAUUAUGGGUUUCGACGUUGUCAGUCCAAGACAGGCUCAAGAGAUAUCAGCAGAGCAUGGAGACAAGCUUGCUUGCAGCCCUGGGGUUCACUUGGAUGCCAAUAUCGUGCACUUUUGCGACGGGCCGCUCUACGCUCGUCGAUGCGAUAUGAGCCACAUCCUUCGGAAGCGCUACGCCUUGAAGUCGGCCGACCUCGAGGAUGUUAUUGGGAGGUUGGCUAUCGGGGACAAAGACGGCAAGGUAGAGGUGUUGGACUACGCUUAGUGACGGGUUGUGGGACAUUCCCUACGUCUCGGCUCCUCUUGUUAUUUUGCGUGCAUGUCUAGCAGCUGAUCUCUGCAGUCCGGCCCUCAUUAAAAUUAUACCUGUAGGUUAUCGUG